AUGCUUUGGAAGUUUGGUGGAGUUUACCUAAAUACAGACAUCAUUAGAAAUCCUCUCGCUACACUUUUUGCAGGAGCUUUAGCUAACAAUUUCAAUGGAGCACUUUGGGUUCACAUUCUACAUCGGAAGUUCAAAAACUUUGUGGUACUAAAAAUUUCACAGAAAAAAUUAAUAAGAAAGAUUCUGACGGUGCCUUAUGAGAAUAAUCGUCAAUUGUUCAACAGUUCUUUUUCUGAUCAAGUAAUGAAAAAAGUUGACAGUUCUGUCAUUGUUCAUUUUUGGAAAAAGAAUCUUGUGAGUUGA
Molecule: messenger RNA, 303 nt
Organism: Clunio marinus
Lineage: Eukaryota; Metazoa; Arthropoda; Insecta; Diptera; Chironomidae
Source: the annotation of a GenBank genome assembly